Molecule: messenger RNA, 2178 nt
Organism: Schistosoma turkestanicum
Lineage: Eukaryota; Metazoa; Platyhelminthes; Trematoda; Strigeidida; Schistosomatidae
Source: the annotation of a GenBank genome assembly
AUGCUUAAAUGGUCCAAAGAUAAAAAGGAUGAACAACCCACAGACUGGCCUAAAUAUGCUGAAAAUUUAGAACACUGUGUUGAAGAUGUACGACGUGUUGCAAGCGAUGUACACAGAGGUUUAGUGCAAAAUGUUCUCGUUAGUAAAAAAAAUAAAAAGUAUCCUGAAUAUAUAUUGUCAAAUGUUUUAAAAGAAUCCGUCGAUAAACCCAAUACAGACGAUCAACUUUUUGUAUGUGUUACUCGUGAAGCUAGUAAAGCUUUAUCAAUUCUAUCUGCACAUCAUCGAGAUCAUGAGAAUAAAGUAGAACGUCAAAUUGUUGAACCAUUAAAUCGUCUAACUGAAGAAACAUGUGUUAACAUUGCAAAAGGUCGGCGUAAUUUACAAAAAUGUUUGGUAGAUGUUCGUAAUGCACGUGGACAAUUACAAAAAACUAUGCAAUGUAUUCAAACUAAUUCAAAUUUAAGUUAUUCCGGUUCUAGUAAUCCAUCUGUAACAAUUGAUGCUGUCAAUCGAAUUAGUCAAGCUCAACAUCAAUUAGAAGAGAAAGACAGUGAAUUAGAAUCUUCAAAAGAACAAUUACUUCGUGAUUUGUAUUCAUUCGCCGCUGAAGAAGAAAAUUAUUCACGCCUUAUACUUGAUUACUUUCAAUUGCAAGAAAGUUAUUUAUCGGAUAGUUUGCAGUCAGUUCAAAAAGCGAUUUCUGAUAUAUCUCAAAUUAUCAGACAUAAGAAACGUCUUACUACAUUUGGCCGCCAUCUACCUGAUCAUUUAGCCGAAACUAAUCGGUCUAUCGCUUAUGUCCUAGAUGUAUGUAUUCGUUACUUAGAUCAAGAAUUUAUCAUGAAAGAAGAGGGUCUUUUUCGAAAGUCUGGAUCUCAAAAACGAACAGAUCUGUUAGUGAAAGCUUUGAAUAUCAUGCAAAUUGACGAAAAUUUACUUAGAAAAUGUGAUUGUGCUGUUGUUGCCGGUGCUUUAAAACAAUAUUUGCUUAGUCUGCCUGAACCAUUAAUCACUUAUAAAUUUGCUGAUCAAUGGGCUGCUGCUUCUAAAAAACCGAAUUCAGCAUCAGCUAAUCUACAGUUAAUUCGUAGUUGUCUUGAACAAAUGCCAAAAGAAUUUCGUUUGAAUUUAGGCUAUUUAAUUUGUUUCUUGCACAAAUUGUCUAAUCAAUCAAAUACGAAUAAAAUGACGUCAGAUAAUUUAUCAAUAGUGAUUGCACCAAACGUGUAUAGACUUUCGGCCAAUGCUAUAAAUGCUGGCAAUAAUAUUGUCAAUGAUAGUUCAGUACGAACAAUGGAAGAUGUAGGAAAAUCUUUAGAUUUUCUACAAAAUAAUGGUCCUGGGAUUCAUUUAGUAGAUACUCUUAUUCAAAAUGCCGAACAGUUAUUUGGUCAAGAACAAGCUUCAUUUCAUCCAACGCAUAUUCCAUCUCACUUGGGAUUGAAGGUUCCUUCACCGCGUCCAUCUACCCCAGGUUCUCUACCUUCAGUGAAAUCAUCAAAUUCCGGCACUGGUGUUCCUCAUGGAUUGGAUAGUGGUAGUAGUAGUAGUAGCAUUAGUACGACUACUACUACUACUGCUACUACAUCGAGCGAACAAUCAUCACUGAAUGUUAAUCAGUUAACUUCGUCUAGAAAAUCUGUUGGUACUGAUCGUGACCCUAGUGUUACUACUGCUUAUCAUUCAACUCAGUCGGCUAUAACUUCCAGGAUGUCAAAUUUAAAUACUACUCCUGUACUACAACGAAAGAAAAAUACUGCACCGAAACCACCAGUUCAGUUAUAUGCAACUAAUUGUUCCACAGGUCAUUUAAAAAAUAAUAAUCAUAAUAACAAUCCUGAGAAAUUAGGCAAUCCUUUUGAUAAUGAUACAGAAAGCAAAAAUGAUAGUGAUAACAAUAAUAAUGACAAUGCUUCCGAAGUAUCAAUUCAUCAUUCACAUCAUGAAAGUCUUCCAGAACUCACGAUAAAUUCAUCUGUUAGCUGCACAGAAUCAACAAGUAUCGAUCAUAGUCAUAAAUUGUCACUACCAUCACCAGUUAUCACAACGUCAACUACGACUGAUUCGAAACUAGGUAAAGAUACACCGCCUAGACGACCUCCACCACCGGAUGUUAAUACGAAGUCGAACAGUUCUGCGCUAGAAUUGAACACAGAUAAUGUAACUGUUAUGUAG